AUGGCGCCGGUGAGGCUGGCACAGUGGCCGCGGAACGGGGUUUUGGGAACACGUGGCGAAGGGGGUUCUUCGGUCGCAUUCAGGAAUAAGAAUGUGAAACAGAGGAUAUGGCGGUCUAACAAUUCGCAAGCCUUCUUGGGGAGCGUUCGCGAGGGACAAGGCUUUGCAUUUCGGAGGAAACUGAAGAUUCAGCAAAAUUACAAGAAAUUGCUAUGGAGGAAAAAGAAGGCUCAAACGUCACCAGAAUCCCAAUUCAAAGAUCGAUACCCAGAUCAUCUGAAACAUCUCUACUUAGCUGAAGAGGAAAGACUCAGGAAGCAACUAAGAAAAGUUGACCAGCCUUCGCCUGAAGAACAGCAUAGCAUUGACCAGGCUUUGUCUGAAGAUCAGUGUAGCUUUGACCAGCCUCAGCCAGAAGAACAAUGUAGCAAGACAGCAAAGUCCUUUAACAUUCCAAAGAAAAAUAAAAAGAAAACAUCAAAUCAAAAAGCACAAGAAGAAUAUGAACAGGUACAAGCUAAGCGUGCUGCUAAGAAACAAGAAUUUGAGAGGAGAAAACAAGAGAGAGAAGAAGCUCAAAGGCGCUAUAAAAAGAAGAAAAUGGAAGUGUUCAAAAUAUUGAGUAAAAAGACUAAAAAAGGCCAACCAAACUUGAAUUUACAGAUGGAGUAUCUUCUUCAAAAAAUACAAGAAAAAAAUUGAAUCAUAUUUUUUUCCUCACAGGUUAAAAUACCUGCUGCCUAUUUAGUUCUUUCGUAUGUGUAAUAGGAACCUCCUAACAAUGAAGUUGAUUUGUCAACAUAAACUGGAUUGCUAAACUCUACUAAAUACAAAAUGUCCAAAUAUUUUUGUUCUUAUAAAAGAAACUUUUCUAUAUACGCUCUACAUAAUAUGACAUGUUUCUUAUUUAUUUGCCUCCGAAGGAAGGUUGGCCUGAAGAACUGAAAGAACCUUAGAUUUGGGAGACAGGCUCAAGCAUGUAGUACUUUUGUACCAUAUGAAAUUUGUAUGAAAUAAAAUGUUUUGAAAAUAAGGGAGCAGAGCUUCUAAUGAAGGAUUUCAGUGAAAAAUUUCAA
Molecule: messenger RNA, 1076 nt
Organism: Propithecus coquereli (Coquerel's sifaka)
Lineage: Eukaryota; Metazoa; Chordata; Mammalia; Primates; Indriidae
Gene: CCDC59
Product: coiled-coil domain containing 59
Exons: 4
Coding region: 1-702 (233 amino acids)
Cellular component (GO): nucleus
Source: RefSeq, a predicted model, not a curated record